Molecule: messenger RNA, 1375 nt
Organism: Pocillopora meandrina
Lineage: Eukaryota; Metazoa; Cnidaria; Anthozoa; Scleractinia; Pocilloporidae
Source: the annotation of a GenBank genome assembly
AUGGUCAAUGCAAAAUUAGACCUUUUCAAAAUGCCGCCAAUGGACACCAGUACCUCUUCCUACCAUAUGGUAACCAUUCAACCGUUCACUACUGGCACGACACCCAUUGAUUUCCAAGUGGAUGCCCAAGGGGAUUUUGUGGAUUUGAACCGAAGUUAUUUCGAUGUGGAAUUACAAUUGAGUUCGACUGAUAAUAAUAACUUGGCUAGGACUGCCAAUGACACAGACACCACGAUUGCACCUGUGAACAAUUUUGCUCAUUCCAUCUUCAAACAAAUCAACAUGAGAUUGAAUGGAACUCUGAUCAGCGGACAAGACACAAAGCGUAUAUGGAAACUCUUAAACAACAACAGACAAGCCGGUGAAAUGAUCUUAGUUCCUCAAGGAACACAUCGAUGUGGUAAGCCAAUACACAGCUGCAGACAUCAAAAAUGAAGAUUCUCAGCACGCAGCCCUAUCCCAGCAACACAAAGAUACUUUGAAAACACAGAAAGAUGCCCUAGUUCCUUUUGUAGCACAAAGAAGGCAUAUGCUGAGGAUGAAACAUCAUUUGGAACCCUUAAUGAUGGGAAAACUUUUAGUGCCUGGAGUACAAUUUAGUAUUCAAUUUCAUAUGAAUGCACCAGAACUAAUCUUCAAUGCUGUGACUAUCCAAGGAAAAAUCAGGGAAAUCAAGAUGAAUAUGUACCUGUGCGUGGUAUGGUUAAAUGAAACCAUCUCUAGAAGUCUGAUGAGUAAAAUGGCCACCCAGAAAGAAAUUGUCAAGUAUCCCACAGUCAGGUCCGAAAUCGCUACGCAAUCGUUCAGACAAGAAGAAAGGAUACUGGAAAUACGAAAUCCCUUCCAAUCCAGGAUACCCAAUUUCACUAUGGCAGCACUGGUGAACACAGCCGCUUUCAAUGGUGCCUACGACCGAGAUCCAUUUUGUUUUGAAAAAUCUAGAGUGACCAGUUUAAAGCAAUUUAUCAGAGGAGAAGAAUAUCCAUAUGAAUCUAUGGACCUCAACUACAAUGAUGGACAAAAAGAUUGGACAGGAUAUCACAGAUUUCUACAAGCUUCUGGCUGCAUGACCAAAGGAGAACCUAACAUGGUCUUGUCCAAAGAUUGGGGGCAAUAUUACGUAGGCACUUAUGUCAAAAAUGGCAAUUGUACUCUGUUUUCCAUUGACAACGUAGCCAGCGGAUGUGUGGAUUGUCCCUAUUUAAACUCCAAGCAAUCAGGUGAUAUCGUAUACAAGAUUUUCGUGGGCACCGGAGGUUUACCUGCAGAUACCACAGUCCUUUUGCUUGCUGAAUUUGAAAACCUGAUAGAAGUGUAUUCUAACCAAGCCGUUUUGAACGACAUUAUACGUGGACACACACCUGGCAACGCAUGA